AUGUCUGAAAUCGUUAGUGGCCAUAGAUCUCUUCCAAUGAAAGAUCCAGUAAAUAAAUCACUUCAGUUUCAGAUAUCUAACGUUACAACACAAAAUAAUAUCUGCUAUUCAAGCAUACAAUGUGGUAGUGCUUUAACUACAGAAAUUUACGUUUAUCGUCGACGCAUUCAAACAUUGUUACGAUUUUUUGAUUGUAUAUCAAAAAUUUGGUGGGAUCAUUUAUAUCCGUUUAAUGGGGACUUUAUUAAACGUCCAAGUAGGACUGCUGAAGAAAUACAUCUCUAUCAGAAAUGUCUAACUACCCAUAUAGAUAAAUUUAAUAUGCGUAAAGUUGUGCCAGCCACAACAGCUAUUGCUAUGAUGGAAACGCAUGCUUCAAUCAAAAUUCUUCCAAGUAGUAUACUCGGCCUAAAUGAUGUUACUAAGAAUUUAGGUACAGCAAUGACAACUGAAAAUAAUACCACACUACUAUACAAAGCUUGUAAUUUAGCUCAGAGUUUAGCAGAUAUUGAAAAAUUGAAACAAAAGUUAAUUUUUAGUGCAUUAAAUUGGAUAAUGUGUGAUGGUAGAGAUUACAACUUAAGAAUUCAGCGUAUUGCUCUAUUGGAUCGUCAUUGUGAAUCAUGUUUAAUUGAAAAUUUCCCUGGUGUACGUGCCUUAUUAAUACAUUAUUAUAGACCACGUAUUUUAACAAAAGAUAUUGCUAACAAUACUGAUACUAGCUUCCCACCUUCACCUUUUUCUUCUGUGUCACUUAGUGAACCACUUACAGCAGUUAAACUGACUACGACAAAUGAUCAGAUAACAUCAGUAUUCUAUAACGCACGCUUACGUGCACAAAAUGAAAGCUCAGAAAAUAUAUUGGAUACUGACGCAACAGAUUUAAACAAGUCAUAUGAUUCAAUUAGCAAUUUCUUUUGGUCAAAUAUUUGCGAAAAAUCGAAUGCUAUGAAAAAUAAUGAUGUUGUUCAAAGCGAUAAGCUGUCAAGUAAUUUCCAGUUGAAUCCAUUCUCAUCAUGUAUAGAAACAAGUGGAUUAGAAUGGCUAAGUUAUGAUACCCAUCAAAAGGAUUUCAAUUUAUACUUAUUGAAUAAGAAAGAGCUGAACGAAAAAGAAAAGAUAACUGAUCUCAACAAGACAGUAAAAUAUAAUGAACAAGAACCCUUGGAAAAUAAACAACCAUAUAUAAACUCUACUAAACUUAAACUGAAAUCAGCUGAUGACCCUGAGAGCAAAUCACCUCUGCCGUAUACAUUAGCUUCAUCUUACACAUCAAUUACCAGAAGUUCAGAUUCAGUUACUUCUAGUUCUACGAAAUGUGAUAAUGAAUCCUCCUAUUUGUCUGUGAAUAUAAAUUAUCGAGAUUUGUUGACAUCCCCUAAUGCUGUUACAACGGAAAGACAACAUCUGCUAGGACAGCAACAUCAAGAAAAACAAUCACCAGGAUCUUCACAAAUAAAUGAUUAUUUCAAGGACAAUUUUUAUUCAACAAUUGAAGAUCCGUCAAAGAAAUAUGAGGAAUCAGCAGCAUAUGGACUUGGUUGCUGUGGUAGUCUAACUGGUGUAUCGCUAGGAUCUAAGGGACUAAGCAAGGUUUCUAAUCUGCUUUCAUUAAAUAAACCAAUCAAUGCAUACGGCGAAGAGUGUACCACUACAGCUGAUUCAAUGGGUAGCUCCUGUAGAACAACAUCACUAUCCUCAAAUAAUUUAACUGAACAGACAUGUAAAGGUGAAGGACAAACGGUUACAUCAAACUGGUUAAAUAAUGAAGAAAAUAAGUUUAUUACUGUGGAAGAGAAGAAACAUUCAUUGGAAGUGCAGGUUAAAAAUAAGAACAAGACUGGAAUGAAGCAAACUGCAAGUGAAUCUCGGAUAAAAGCUUAUCCAUAUCGAUGA
This is a messenger RNA of Heterobilharzia americana, 1896 nucleotides long. Lineage: Eukaryota; Metazoa; Platyhelminthes; Trematoda; Strigeidida; Schistosomatidae. The record is from the annotation of a GenBank genome assembly.